Molecule: messenger RNA, 1947 nt
Organism: Ostertagia ostertagi
Lineage: Eukaryota; Metazoa; Nematoda; Chromadorea; Rhabditida; Trichostrongylidae
Source: the annotation of a GenBank genome assembly
AUGUUUUGUUUGCUCAGGUGCAGACUGCUCCUCCGAGUGUAUGAAAUCCGAGAAGAUAGAAUCCGUGAAAGACCAUCUCAACAAGACCUGCAAAAUCGCCAGUAUAGCAACGAUCCGCCUCCGUAUAAUAGGGAUAAUAGCAGUAAUCGUCCUUACAAUAAUUCGAACGAUUAUCGUGGCAAUUCGCAGUACCGUGGACCACCAAUGGGUGGGACUUUCCCACGUGGCGGAAAGUUCUAUAACAAUUAUGAUGAGUACAAUAUGGGACGUUAUCCCCCAUCAGGAGGCCAGCCUUAUCGCGGAAACGGUCCUUAUUACCACAAUGCACCGUAUGGAGGAAGUGGAUACGCCCCUCGUCGAGCGCGUAUUCAUGAAUCGGGGGUGGAGUUACGGUGGAGGACGAAGGUAGUUACUAUGGGAGUCAAGAACUACAGAGAAGUUGACAGCUACCAUCACGAUGAAAGAGAGAAACCGGGUCCAAUUUCUCGCUCGCGGACCGAGUCCACCGCCUUUGAUCCAGAUAGAAGAAGAGUGGAGUUAUCCAGGACGUCGUCUCGUUUGAGCACUAGUACGGAAGAUAUGGAUGCGACCACACAUAGGGUGGCUCCUAAAAAGUUAACCAAUAAGGAUAUCUUUGGUGAGGCUAAGCCAGUCGACACGUCAGAAAGGCUUCGAGAGAUUGAGGCGAAACAAGAGAGGGAACGACUCUUAGAGCAGCAAAAGUACAAGGUAACUGAGGAAGCUGAAGCGGCCCGCUUAGCUGCCGCAGCCGAGCAUCCUGAAGGUACUCCACCGCAUCAUCACCAACAUCAGUACGGAGGUCAUCACGGUCAUGUACCCCGUGAUGGAAUGCAUCAUCCAUCGCAUCACCAGUAUCAUCACGCACCUUCCCGACCUCCAAUUCCACCUCACGCUUCGUACGGUCCGUAUCAUGCCCCACAUAGUGGUAGUCCACAUCCUCAACAAGCUCAUGCAAACGCUACACAGUUCCAUCAGCAGCAGCGGUACGAACCCGCUGGUCCUGGUAGUUACAGGAUCAUGAGACGUGAAUCUACCGAUGCCACGGAUGCAAGCCCGCCGUUAGAUCCGAUUCAUGCAAAAGCACCUUUACAGACACAAAAUACCAAGGAAGCCGACAGAGUGCAGGAGGUAUCGAACGAGAACCAUCCCAAUGCUGCGUCAGGAGAGGCUGCGGUUCCAUCAGGAAGACGUGAUUCGGGGUCAGAUCGUCGUCGCGGAAAUGAUGCGAAUAUUAGUGGCUCGGAGACUUUGCCAAGGCCCGCAGCUAAGCAACGCGUGGUGUACAAUAGCAAUAACAGUAAGUUCGUGCCUCUUCAGAAGAGUGCGACGAUUGGGGAGAUACGAGACGCAGCUGGUCCUCAGAGAGGGAGAGGCGGUCGGGGCGGUCGUGGUGGUCGUGGUUUCAACCGUGGCGGCGCUACAACUGAUCGACGUAGUAGCUUCUCCGGUGCUGAGAAACCUGCUACGGCACCACCCGCCAGUGGAAAGCCAGCUGAGACGGAACCAGAGACCGUGGAACGAAAACCGUCGACGGAAAUGCGGACAGACCGUCCCGAACGAAAGGAAUAUCAUGGUUCACACGCUUCAUUACGAAGUGGUCGAACAGGCACUCUGCGAAAGAAUCGAGGUGGAGGCGCAGGAUUUGUCAAAGAUCGAACUCCAAGAGAUUCUCGAGAAAGCGACGGACCUUGGUCUGGUGAUAAAGCCGUGGACGGCGAAGCGCACAAAGAGAUACUAUCAUUGCAGCAGUCUAAGCCCUCCGAGGAACCCUCAGAUCGACAAAAUAAAAUCGAAGAUAAAGGGUCGGUGGCGCCGGUAAAGAAAGAUGUCGCCAAGUCUCCUCCCUCCUCUGCUGCGCCAGCUGCAGCUACGUCGUCUUCUACAUCAGUACAGGAUAAAAAGAAAGAAAAGAAGAAAACCAAUAAG